Ogataea parapolymorpha DL-1 is the source of this 1377-nucleotide messenger RNA. RefSeq lists its product as uncharacterized. Lineage: Eukaryota; Fungi; Ascomycota; Pichiomycetes; Pichiales; Pichiaceae. Bases 1 to 1377 code for a protein of 458 amino acids. The transcript has a single exon. The record is from RefSeq and is a predicted model, not a curated record.
AUGAGCCGUGCUUUAUCCUUGGCUGUGACGGGCGUGCACGACUUGCGCGCUCUGGGCACAGCAGAGCUUGCGGCCAUGGUCCUGCGUCGGCCUGAGCCCAUUCUGCUGCCGCGCCGCGGACGCAUGGUGCGCGCAGGCGUCUUUGCACGGCAGGGCACGUACGCCGACGACUUCAGGUUCCAGCGGCUGAUCCAGGCGCUGAACCAGGGCGUGCGCGGCGACUUUGCCCGGGCCGUGUGUCGCGACGUGGCUGUGGUGCGUCAAUUCGUGCUCCCGCACUCCCAGAGCCGUGUUUUGGGCCGUUCCGCAGAUUGGCGAGCGCAGCUGGCCCAGCUGCAAAACACCGAGUUUGGACGGUAUGUGGUGCAACUGGUGAGCAACCGGCAAGACGAGGAGGCCGAUCGGGCAGUCUUGCGUCUUCUGGGCACCGAGUACGAGUUCUCGCACACGGCUGCCACGCUGGACGUCAUCUGCCGUUAUUUAUACGAUCGUGGCAAGUGGCGCGAGGUUGUGGCGAUGCUGGACAUCUAUUCGCAGUGGCGCAAGACGCCGGCCGUUGCCACGUACAAUAGGGCGAUUGCUGCAAAACGGCAGCUGCGCCAUUGCGACGAGGACGACUUCGAGAGCUGGGUGUUUGAGCGGCUGCGUGUGCAGCGAUUGGCUCCGGAUGCCGACACGUUUCUGCGCAUUUUCGAGAAGCUGAGCACGCUUGACAGCCGGCUGGCGUGUCUGGGCGUGAUGUCAUUCAAGCAAAUCAACGUAGAGUCGCUGGUGGGGCCCGUUGUGGCGCAGGCAGCAGAGAAGCUGGGCGGAACCAGAAUCGGCAAAAAAUUUCUGUUUCCCAGCUGUUUGAGAGUGCAUUUUUCAAAACUGUUCCUGGCACGCAUGCUCGCACACAGCGGGCCACAGAUGGCGUUACGGUACCUGGACUGGACGCGGACGCCGCUGAGUCCGCGAUUGGUUGCAGUGCUGGUGCUUUUUUUUCUGCAACGGCAGCCGUGCGAGAUCUGGAACGCGGUGGCUGCUAUCAACUAUUUCCGCACACACUACGGGUACAGAUGUGAUUCCAAGUACGAUAAGCUGCUGGUGAUCAAGCCGCUGUACAACGCGGCGCGCGAGCGGCAGCUAGACACACGAGUGCUGAAAGUGCUGUACCACGAGUCGUUCUGGCAGGACCAAAAUGGGGCUGUGCACAGCUCUGUGAAAAAGUCCCGGCUUGAGGGAGCCGUGGCAGAGCCGCUCACCGAGAGCGACCGCGCGUGGGCACGGGACGUGAUGGACAUCUGCUGGCCGGUCGACCAGACGGGCGCGCCGCUGGUCGACGAGCCGGGACAGUUGUUUCUAGACAAGUCGCGUUAUCUAGGCCACAAUGCAUAA